This is a messenger RNA of Selaginella moellendorffii, 1918 nucleotides long. RefSeq names its product probable boron transporter 2. The record is from RefSeq and is a predicted model, not a curated record. Gene Ontology annotation, cellular component: plasma membrane. The coding region runs from base 149 to 1891 and encodes 580 amino acids. The transcript has 11 exons. Gene Ontology annotation, molecular function: solute:inorganic anion antiporter activity. Gene Ontology annotation, biological process: transmembrane transport; monoatomic anion transport; monoatomic ion homeostasis. Lineage: Eukaryota; Viridiplantae; Streptophyta; Lycopodiopsida; Selaginellales; Selaginellaceae.
GUAAAAUCCCCGUUGUUGCAUGCGAGGGCGUGGCGUGGUGCUGGCCAAGAGGACUUUGUUUCUGAUUUGACUCGAUUAACUCGAGACUAUCAGCCUCGUGAUCUCGUGCGCGUGAUUUCUCCCCGAGAGAGCUAGAGGACUCGUGACGAUGGCGGCGUUUCAUCCCUUUCGAGGCAUCUCUCGGGAUUUCCAUGGCAGAUUGGACGUUUAUGGGCGAGAUUGGAGAGAUGGUCUCAAGGCCGGAUCCGAUUUCCUGAGGAUCUUGGCUCCAACCACGUACAUUUUCUUCGCCUCGGCUCUUCCUGUCAUAGCUUUUGGCGAGCAGCUCCAAAGUGACACAGAUGGUGCUUUGACGACUGCGCAUUCUUUAGCUUCCACUGCCCUGUGUGGAAUUUUGCAAUCUCUGGCUGGAGGCCAGCCUUUGCUCGUUCUUGGAGUUGCCGAGCCGACUGUUAUAAUGUAUGGUUUCAUGUAUAGCUUUGCAAAGAAGAACAGGGGUCUCGGCUUGCCACUCUUUCUUCCUUGGAUGACCUGGGUUUGUAUUUGGACCUCCUUGAUCCUGUUUGUUCUAGCAAUUUUCAAUGCCUGCUCUCUCAUCAAUCGUUUCACUCGGAUGGCCGGAGAAGUUUUUGGAAGUCUCAUCGCGCUUCUCUUUAUGCAGCAAGCCAUCAAGGGAGCCAUUGGAGAGUUUCGAAAGCCCGACGAGGAUGGCCUACACUUGGAUUUCUCGUGGCGAUUUGGAAAUGGAACACUUGGCCUGGUGCUGUCGUUUGGAUUUCUCUGGACGGCCAUGAAGAGCAGGCGAGCAAGGUUUUGGAGAUAUGGAACAGGAUUUCUGCGAGGAUUUAUAGCUGACUAUGGUGUGCCUCUCAUGGUCGUGCUGUGGACCGCAAUUUCUCUUGUACCCUCGAGAUCUGGAGGUGUUCCAAGUGGAGUUCCUCGCCGCAUCUCAAGUCCCGACGCUUGGUCACACAAAGCAUCAGGGAACUGGCUGGUUCUCCAGGAUCUUCUCAAAGUUCCAACCGAGUUUAUCUUUGGUGCCAUCGUCCCGGCUUGCAUGAUCGCUUUGCUUUACUGCUUUGACCACAGUGUAGCGUCGCAAAUGGCUCAGCAGGAAGACUUCAACUUACAAAAGCCCACUGCGUAUCACUACGAUCUUUUUCUUCUAGCAGCAAUGGUUUUGGUGUGUGGACUACUAGGAAUACCACCUUCGAAUGGAGUGCUUCCACAAUCUCCAAUGCAUACAGCGAGCCUUGCUUCUCUAAAACAUCAGAUUUUACGAGAAAAACUUGUCAAGGUUGUGGAUGGUUGGAAUGGAUCAUCUCAAGAACUGAGCCAGCGUCUCCAAGAACUAGUCGAGAAAGAAACAAGAACACGACAACCGAAUCUAGAGUCUCAUGAUUUCACGUGCGAGGUGGAGCGAAUUGAGAAACACAUUGACGCGAUGAUUCCCACAGCGCUGGACGAGCAAAGGGUCAGCAACUUGAUCCAAUCGUCUCUAGUCGGGAUUUGCGUGGUUGCAAUGCCCGCGAUCAGAAAGAUUCCAACUUCGGUCCUCUGGGGAUACUUUGCAUUCAUGUCAAUCGAAAGUCUUCCAGGAAACCAGUUCUGGGAAAGAUUCAAGCUUCUCUUCACUGCUCCAAACAAGCGAUACAUGGCUGUGGAAGAAGGCCACUUACCAUUCCUCAAAGUCGUCCCUUUCAAGGCAAUCAUAGGCUUCACCGUGUUCCAGCUCGUAUAUCUUGCGGCCUGCUUUGGGAUCACUUGGAUACCAAUCGCUGGAGUUUUGUUUCCAGUGCUCUUCAUUCUGCUAAUUCCAAUCCGGCAAUUCAUUCUUCCAAAAUUUAACUCCUCUCUUAAAGAAUUGGAUGUUGCAACAUAUGAAGCUUAAAUUCAAAGACAAAGAUUUAGAGUUUAA